AUGGCACCAGUAACACCAAUCUCAAACACCCUCUCGGCCCUCGCCGCAGACCUUACACCAACAAGAACCCUCCCCUCCUCCAUCCGGGACAUCUUCGUCCGCCAAGUUGUCACAACAAUCACAUCAACCCCCGAAACGACAGAAGAGUCCGCCUCCAACAACAACCUCAGCGGGGGCGCCAUCGCCGGCAUCGUCAUCGGCUCCAUCGUCGGCUUCCUUCUCCUGCUGUGGAUCGUCAAGUCGUGCGGCAUGUGGAGCCGGCCCAACGACUGGUCCGAAAAGGACGAGUACGCCGAACGCAGCCGCCGGUACCGUGGCCGAUCACCCGGGGAGCGGCACCGCAGGCGCAACCAGCACCGGUACCACCACGAGACCUCGAGGCACAGCCAUAGUCGUCGUCCUUCAUACGUGGUUGACGAAGUCCGGUACACGCAGCCUGUUGUCGUGGAUAAGAGGAGGAGGGCGAGCGGGUCGCCUUUGCCGCCUGCGAAUGUGUAUCGCAGCAGUCGCAGCAGGACAAGGUACUAG
Colletotrichum godetiae is the source of this 528-nucleotide messenger RNA. RefSeq lists its product as uncharacterized. The transcript has 2 exons. The record is from RefSeq and is a predicted model, not a curated record. The coding region runs from base 1 to 528 and encodes 175 amino acids. NCBI's taxonomy places the organism in Eukaryota, Fungi, Ascomycota, Sordariomycetes, Glomerellales, Glomerellaceae.